UAGCCGGCUCCCCUGGCAUACAGAGGCAGUCAUCCUCUCUUUCUACCUGCCUCAUUAUGUGUCUGUCUGUCUGUCUGUCGCCUCUAAGCGUUUAGGUGAAUAUAAAUCUCGCUGAUGGAGACCGCUGUGGACCGGGGCUCUUGCUUUUCUCCCCGCCGGAGAGACACAAACUCACCGGACAAAUAAGGCGACACACACCGGUUUUCUUCGGUAAAACGCCGCCGCUGCUGUUCAUCACAUUGACGCUUUGCUGGUGUCUAUUUCUCCAUCUGUUCUCUAAAAAACGACUUCAAACAAAACAGAUGCCCUGCUCGGGAAGUUACGGACAAAACACGGAUAAAUCCUCCAAGUCGUGUUCUCCAAUUUUCCAAGAGGCGCUCUCUUCUCACCAGAAGGAUUUCUUCCUCUCUGAACCUGCUCUGCUCUGACCUCAACAAGAAUCUUUUCAGUCCCUCCAAUAAGGAAACCUCCUCCUACUCAGAUCCAGACCUCUGAGAAAUGAGCUGCCAAUGAAUCACCUUCGAGGUAAUCAGUCACCUUUACUUGGCCUGGGGGUCUUCUAGAGGGCUGGACCUCCUUGCCACCAUGAAAGGGUUGGGGACCAACCGUAACAGACACCUGUCUGACUCCUGUGAACCUUCUUCAGGCCAUCCAGACGCCCUCUACAAUCAGAGGAUCAGCACCCUGCCACGCAGCCCUUACCUACUGAGCCCCACGAUGGACCACUAUGGGACCAUGGACCCUCAUCUCUAUCAGUCAGCCAACCCAGGCACCCUUCCACCAGACUGCAUGCUGCCCCUCAACAACCAGCUGUCCAACAGCAGCACCUUCCCCAGGAUUCAAUACAACUCCUAUGAUCAAUCUGACUUCUCCCCACCUGGGGACAGCAUCGGGGGAAUAAGUACAGGAACCCUGGGCACAUCCAUGUCCAUGGGUAUGGGAACAGGCAUGGGCAUGGGCAUGGGCAUGGCAGGGCUGAGUGGACGAACACCUAUGAUUACGAGUGGCUCAGCAACUAUAUCACAUCAUAUGACCAAGAACCAGGCACCACCAAGUCUACUGGAGUUUGACAAGCAGCUACCUGGAAGCCAUGACGGAUUCAGUACGUUGCAGUUUCAUCGAACGACUGCUGUUGCCACUGCCAAGCAGCGCACAGACAGUCCUGGUCGCAUUCGUUACAUGUUGCACUCAGUGCAGAAGCUCUUCGCAAAGUCCCAGUCACUGGAGAGCCACAACAUGAAAGGAGUCAAUGGACGCUCUACUGGCAGUGGUGGAGGCUCAUCUGGCACUGAAGAUGGAGGAAAGCAGAAUCGCAGGGCCAAAAGUAAAGAUCGGGGAACAAAAUCAGAAGCAACUGCUAAGCGGCGACCACGCUCCAACAUGUCAGGUUAUUGGAGCUCAGACGAUUUGGACAGCAGUGAUCUGAGCAGCUACCAUAACACCAUGGCCAUGAUGACUCUGGGACGUCCAGCUGGCCACGACAGCCAGGAGAGCCAGAGCAGAUACAUCCACAGUGGGUACAACACAAUCAGCUCCUCCAAAAGCAGCAAUGACAUGAAGUAUCAGACACUUUCUAUGCCUGGGGAUGGAGGAGUUGGUGGAAUAGGUGGAACAGGAAGAAUGGUAAUAAAUGAUAGUGACUAUAUGAAAGGAGGGUCCUGGUCCACACUGACAAUGGGCCACCCAAGACAGGUCCUUCAGAAGGGCUCAGCUACUCUGGACAGGUCCAUGCUCAAAUCCAAAUCCUGCCAACAGGAACUAACCUGCAACUACCUACAGGUUGGACGAAGGGGGGAUUGGAGCAGCACAUUAGGUCGCAGCGGGGGUGCCAAUGAAAUCCCAUGUCGGCGGAUGCGCAGUGGUAGCUAUGUGAAGGCCAUGGGAGACAUGGAAGACAGCGACGACUCGGAGGGAAGCCCCAAACCCUCGCCAAAAACCACAGCUCGUCGCCAGAGCUACCUCAGGGCUACGCAGCAGUCUCUGAGCGACCAGCUACCCCAACGAAACAGAACCCUGGAAUACACCUUGUUGCAGGGGGAGCUGGAUGCCCUGUGGUCUCCACUCCACAGUGUGUCCUCUCUGCACCAGUUGGGCAGAUCAAUGAGCAGCUGUCUUCCAUCUCUCCGGGAGCUCUCCAAUAAUCGCAGCCUGGACAAUCUAGACUGCAUUGGGGGUACAGGCUCAUCAUUGCCACCCUGGGAUGAUGAUGACUUCAGCCAGGCCUGCAGCACGUUAGGCAGACGUAGCUGCAUGGCACAGCUACGAGACCUGGAAAUGAGUCAUCAUUAUGAGGACCGCAGCUCCGAGUCCACAUUUAGAGAUUCCCGUUCUCACUCUCAGGACAACUCAGAGCCUCCAGACUUGCCCAUGCCAACAUGCUUCAGAUCACGCAGCCAUAGCUACCUGAGAGCCAUCCAGGCUGGCUGUUCCCAAGAUGACGACACAGCAUCCAUAGACUCAGGCUGCUCACCACCUCUGACUGACACCACUGUUCGCACCUACAGCACCAGCACUGAUGACCUUCCUACACAGUUGAAGACAUGGAAAGAACAGUUUGGCUCUUACCUGAUAGCCACUGGCUUGGACAAAGCCCCAAAGGAGAAACAACUUGCACUUUUUCUUCAGCAUUUGGGGACAGACAGACCACAGACCACCAGACAGACCAUCCUACCCACACGCACAGUCUCUACAUGCAUAACCACAUGUAAGAAGGUUGCUCCUCCACCAGUGCCGCCCCGUACAACCUCCAAGCCCUACAUCUCUGUGACAGUACAGAGCAGCACAGAAUCAGCCCAAGACAACUACCUGGACCAGCAAGACCGGAGGUCAGAGGUCAACAGCCAGUCAAGCCACGCUCACAGCAACUCCUCUGACAGCCUUGACAGCACCCGUGCCAACAGCUUGGCCCGGGGGAUUCCCCGCCCUCCACACAUCAUCCCCACUCCCAUCGCCACCCCUAGAGAGCCAAUCAUCCCCACCACCUCUAAUGCUUCCACUGAUACAAGUGACCCAGUCACCCAGCAUGAAUCCCUGAAAUCAGGAUUAAAUAAAGGGAAUCUCGUGGCAGAGGAACCCCUAGUAGUGCCAGUACCCAGGCGGAAACUGUCAUCCAUUGGCAUUCAGGUUGACUGUAUUCAGGAAGUUCCACGAGAAGAGACCCCACCACUGGCCAAAUUUCAGUCAAUCGGAGUACAGGUGGAGGACGGGUGGCAGCUCAGUCGCUCCAGUAGCAUGGCCUCAAAACAAGAAACAGACUCAGACACACAGGACAUCUCUUUCAUCUCCCAUAUCAAUAAUGUCAAACACUCUGAGAAGAAAAUCAUGGUAAAUAGUGCCAGCCAAUCCAUGAGCUCCCCUCCUGGACAAGACUCUUUAGACAACGGAGACACUACUGGUGAUAUCUCUUCACCUCCACCUCCCAGACAGAUCCUCAAUCGCUCCACCACACGAAGUAGCUCUUCCUCCUUCUCAGAAAGUCUGGACCCAGCGCUGGACCCCUCUUCUCUACCACCUCCAGACCCUUGGCUGGAGAGUGGAAACGGGAGUAACAGCAGUGUUCCCCAGAGCGGAGGAGGGGGAACACUGUGUCGGAGAGACGGCCACUGGUUCAUGAAGCUGCUGCAGGCCGAGACGGGACGCAUGGAAGGCUGGUGCCAGCAGAUGGAGCAGGAGACCAAAGACAACCAGCUCUCAGAAGAAGUGCUGGGGAAGGUUCGCAGUGCAGUAGGGAGUGCCCAGCUCCUAAUAUCCCAGAAGUUCCAGCAGUUUCGGGGACUGUGUGAACAAAACUUGAAUGUGAAUGCCAACCCACGGCCCACAGCCCAGGACCUGGCUGGUUUCUGGGACCUGCUGCAGCUCUCCAUCGAGGACAUCAGCCUCAAGUUUGAUGAGCUCUACCAUCUCAAGUCCAAUGACUGGCAGCCUGUGCCAUCUGCGGCUGCCCAGUCGCCCCCUGAGCGGAAGGACGAGGAGAAGGCAACCCCUCCAGCAUCAAAGAAGCCCGGUAAAGGACGACCAUUGCUGGGCCGCGAGAAGAGUGGCGACUCCUCGUCCACAUCUUCCUCUGCCUCUGCAGAGAAGCAGAGACAAGAGGCUCGCAAGCGUCUGCUGGCUGCUAAAAAGGCCGCCUCUUUUCGCCAGAACUCCGCCACAGAGAGUGCGGACAGCAUCGAAAUCUAUGUCCCUGAGGCCCAGACUCGCCUCUGAGAGAGACAGUGAGAGGGAAGGAUAUAUGGUUGGAUCAAAGGACAGAUAAGUGUUGCUGAAAUACCUGGAAGAAGGAGAGGAAAACUUUUGCAAUGCAAAUGAGCUACUCUGAGAAAACACGGACGGAGAUGGGGGGGAGGAGAGAUCAAAUUCCUAGAGAUUAGGGAGGGUGUGGAUUUGGGCAUUUUUGGCACACUCUUACAAUUAUAGGCUGGUCCUGGUGACAUCAAACACAACAUAACAAGAAAGGAUUUUUUUUUUUGUGGACUUGACAGACCAUGAAGCAGACUCCUCAUUUGAGGCUGCCAUUGAAAACCUCAGCCGAUGAACUUCUUCAUUUCUUGUUACUACUCUUGAUAUCAUAAAAUUGUUAAUGAAGGUAUUGUUAUUACGAUGAUUAUAUCCUAAAGAAUCUAUAUGAAGACUGUUUUAAACGUUCCUCUACCUUGGCUAUAAGAUCUAUUAAGUGGACAGGAGCUAAACAUUAAUGCUCUUCUGUCUCUCAUCGUCGUCCUUUCUUCCCAGGUCAUUGGCCAUCUUGUAGCUUUGCACAACACCACCUUGUGGCCAUCACACACAAACACACACACACAACGCGCACACUACAUCCACCGCACUCUCACAUUGCAAAUUCACACAUUUAUGUAUGUCUUCCUUGUAUUUGUUUGUUUACUUUAUUCAUCGUUUUGGUAUGCUCAAACUGAAAGUCACAUUUGAAGGGGUAUUUAGUUCCUGGCAAUUAACUCUUGUGUAUGUCCUUUAAAAUGUUCUUGUGUCAAAGAUUUUUAACACUGGUGAGAAUCUGUAAAGUUUAGUUUCUUAAUGGUUUUGAAUGAAAGCUCAUCCCAAUAUUAAUGACGACAGAGCACGAGGAGCUCUAUUUCAGUCAGAGUAUCAGUGGCCACAGUAUUACUGAAUACAUUUUUUUCUUUGUAGGGAAGACCUCUUCAGCUCCUUCUUUUUCUUCUCUCUGUCCCAUUAACUGUUUUCAUGUUCAUGCUGUAACUGCAGAUAUGUGAAUAUUUCAGGAUUUUUAUUCCAUCUGUCUAUCUAAUGCUUCUUUAAGUGCUUUUAUUAACCACACUUAGCGUUCAACUCGUACAUCUCAAAUGAAUCUAGGGCUUUUAUUAAAGUAAUGCAGCAGGCUGAGUAUGCAGGAUGACACUGUGUUAUUGUUCAUGGGUACACACAGUAGGAUGUGUGUCUUGCUGUUAUUUUUCUACUUUGUUUCCGAAAGCAUUUUCAUUUAUUUUGCCUCCCGUCACACCACAAAAUCAAUCUUACUACUUUGUUACCAUUGUUGUUUCCCCCAUUGAACAUCAUCCAAAGUACCUGCACUUUUUUUUUAUUCAAAUAAGACAUAUUUAAUUAAACCAUUACAUACAUUA
This is a messenger RNA of Larimichthys crocea (large yellow croaker), 5594 nucleotides long. It is a transcript of the gene dlgap4b, whose product is annotated as discs, large (Drosophila) homolog-associated protein 4b. The record is from RefSeq and is a predicted model, not a curated record. Gene Ontology annotation, cellular component: postsynaptic specialization; glutamatergic synapse. The transcript has 15 exons. Gene Ontology annotation, molecular function: molecular adaptor activity. NCBI's taxonomy places the organism in Eukaryota, Metazoa, Chordata, Actinopteri, Sciaenidae. Gene Ontology annotation, biological process: signaling. Bases 586 to 4206 code for a protein of 1206 amino acids.